This is a messenger RNA of Argiope bruennichi, 9670 nucleotides long. RefSeq names its product leucine-rich repeat serine/threonine-protein kinase 1-like (gene Lrrk). The record is from RefSeq and is a predicted model, not a curated record. Gene Ontology annotation, biological process: protein phosphorylation. Gene Ontology annotation, molecular function: protein kinase activity; ATP binding; protein binding. The coding region runs from base 218 to 8122 and encodes 2634 amino acids. The transcript has 35 exons. NCBI's taxonomy places the organism in Eukaryota, Metazoa, Arthropoda, Arachnida, Araneae, Araneidae.
AGCUGGAAGAUCGGAUUAAAAAACUGUUGGAACCAAAACAUUGGAUAAGUCGUAAAAUGACAUAAGAAAGCAGACGAUCGUGCGUUGAAUUUUAGAAUUUUUUUGUUUUGCAUUAUCAUAAAAAAGUGAAUUCGUAUGCGGUUUUUUUCUGCAAACGAUUAUUUAAUUUUUUAUUCUUUUUGUUUUCUUGAGUUUACCUUUUAAGUUUACUCCAUUAAUGGCUCAAGAAGAAAAUGAAGAAGACUUUCCUGGUCGUUUAUUGCACCAAGCUGCUUUGUGGGGAAAUGCUGAGUUACUGGAAGAUCUCCUUCAUGGGGAAAUGUUGGAGUUUCUGAAUGCGAAUGAUUCUCACGGUAGGACUGCCCUUCAUGCUGCUGCUACGAACGAGAACGAAACUUGUACAAGAAUUCUUUUACAAGCUGGAGCCAAUCCGAAUAUAGCUGCUGAUUCGACAGAACAAUUCAAGACCCCUUUGCAUAUUGCUGCAGAGAACGGACAUUUGGAUAUCGCUCGUAUUUUGCUGGAGCACGACGCCGACAUAUUGGCGAAAGACAGCUCUGGACUGACUGCUAUGGACCUUGCCGAAAAAGCGGAUCACCCGCAUGUGAUGGAAUUGCUGAAAGCGACUGCGAAUGAUCGCGAGCAACACCGGGAAGAACUUCAUGUCGCUUUAUGGGAAGCUUGCAGUAAAGGUGAUGUAAAUAAAGCAAAGCAAUUAAUAAAACAGCUUGGAAGAGAAACUGAAUUGAUCAUCAAUAGUACUCCAAAUGGUUGCAGUACUUUGCUUUUCAAAGCCUGUGAGGAGGGACAAAAAGAAAUAGUCAAACUGCUCCUAGAAAAUGGUGCUGAUGGUCGGAUUCAUCCCAUUACUAAAUAUUCUCCACUGUAUAUUGCUUGCUACUACGGACGUAAAGACAUCGUUGAAAUUUUAAUCAAAAAAUUUCCCGAGCUUGUGAAUGUGGCUACAGUGGAGAAGUGGCUUCCUAUUCAUGCUGCAGUUAUAAAUGGCCAUAUUGCUGUGUUAGAUCUCUUGCUCAAAUUCCCAUAUGACUCCUCUGUCUUGCAGAGAUUCAUGGAUAAAACACAGCAAUGGGAGUACUUCUUUCCAUUUGAUGUGAAUGCGAAAGACGUUACAGAGCAAACCAUUUUAUACGUAGCUUGUCUUGUUGGAAAUCAAAGGAUAGUCGAUCUUCUUUUAAAAUUUAAAUUGCCUGCAAAACGAAUUAAGAAAGAUGACUCACCUGAUGAGAAAAAAGAUGAAAGUCAAAAGUCCGAUUCCAAUAUCAGCCCCACUAAGAAACGCCUGUCCAAUGGCAUCCAGAAUAUGAUAUCAAAAUUGAGUUUGAGAAAUAAUGUUGAAAAAGAAGAAGAGCGAACAGAAACUGAAGUCUGCCCAAUAGAUUUAGAUCUUUAUUGCAACAAUAACACAGAAACUGCGUUACAUAUCGCUGUUAAAAAGAAGCAUCACAGCAUUGUGCAACUUUUGCUCCUAAACUCUGCCAAUCCGAACCUUAGUAUCAAGCAAUCAGUCGAGGAACUCAAUCGAGCUAGUGAUAAUUCUGGUUCUUCAUCUACAGCUCUUGUUGAGGCUUGCAAAAAUCGUGACGUCAACAUGGUCGAUUGCCUUGUGCGAUACGGUGCACGAGAUGAUAAUUGCAAGGCGCUGAAAGUGGCAAGCUCCAACAAAGAUGAAUACAUAGCAUCUAAAUUACUAACUUUAAAAGCAUAUCAAGACCCCGAGUUUAAAAUUAACAAAAAGGCUUUGGAAAUCGUCCCGUCUGCACAUCUUGGUGGGUUGCUAGGAAGUGUAACAUUUAGUUCUAUGUUUCCGACUACACCUGUCAUGAUUAACUGGCAUGGUCAAAAGUGCUUACAGUACAUCAAGGAAGAGUGGUUAAUAAAUGCUAGUAUGGCCCACAAUGUGAAACUAAAACUGACAGCUCGAAAUCAGAGCAGUGCUUUGAUGGCCAUUACAAGAUUGGACAUAUCCAAUAACCAACUAACUGAACUGCCACUUUGUAUAUUCCAAAUGUCGUCAUUGCGUCAUUUCAAUGCUGCCAAUAAUAAAAUAUUUAAAUUGCCUGAAGCUGACAAGAAUUCAUCUUCCUCACCCAAAAAUAAACAGGAUUUUCGAACUGCUAAUCAGUCAGGUUGGUGUUGUCCGGUACUUGAAGAAAUCCAUUUACAUGACAAUAGGCUGGACAGCGUGCCUCCAUGUCUUUUCACCUUGCCAUCUCUAACAGUUUUAGAUUUAUCUAAUAAUAAACUUCAGACUUUGCCUUUCAAAAUGUGGUCAGCACCGAAACUACGAGAACUGAAUCUCUCAUUAAAUAUGCUUCAUGAUUUGCCAUCGAGACCUCCACCUGUUCGAUCCAUUUCUGCAUCCCGGUUGGCACCCAGCAUCAGUGAAGAUCAAGUCAAUUCAACUGAAUCUAGUCCUCGCCAUUCUACUAUUGAAUCUUCAUCUUUUGAUGGAUCUGGGGAUGUUCCGAAUCUAUUAUCACCGACACAAGAUAUUGAAAAGAGAUUAAAAAUGGACGGUGAUCUACGACAGCAGGAAUUGUUGCAUCAUAACUUAUGGAGUAGCUCCAUAAAGGUUGUUGAAUCAGCCAAUGGAAACGACACUGACAAGAAUCAUCGAUGCCAGUUAGCCGCCUUGAACCUGGCUCAUAAUGCGUAUGAAAGUGUUCCUCCAAUUCUGUCCUGUUUUGCUGUCAAUUUAGCUCGUUUGAAUAUGAGCUAUAAUCGCCUCACCGAAAUGGGACCUGUUAGCAGUUACCCUGCUUGUCUAAAGCAUUUAGAUCUUUCCCAUAAUCGAAUUAAAACUUGGCUUUCAACAAGAAGGAUUGAUCCUGAUAUCAACGUCGAUGGAACUGGAUGCUACAGCCAAUUCGAAUCCUGCUCUGUCAAAAUGAAAUCGAGUGGAUCAUCUAGCUCUGGUCGAACGCAGUCUCCAUCUUUACAUUCAUGGGGAUCUGCGAAAUCUCUCACUGGCCUAGUAUGCUCCCACAGGCGUCACGUGAAGCUGGAUAAUUUAAGAACAUUGAUCUUAGCCGACAACGAACUUGAUAGACUUCUGCUGGUGUUAGAAGACGAUGAUUUCGAAGAGGAGGAUUCUAGAUCAUCUGAAUCCUUUGAAACAAUAGAUGCAACUGGAAAGGUUAUGCAGUCAGAUAUCAAGAGUCGCAUUUUGUUCCCAAAUUUAUCCAUGUUGGAUGUGAGUAAUAACAGAAUAAGUGAAGUCCCUGCUGUUAUAUCGGAGUUUAGUAACCUCUCCGUUUUGAAUCUGAGUGGAAACAGUGGCAUUUGCCAGUUGCCUCCAGAAAUGGGUUUGCUUAGUAAACUGUGGAAUUUAAACACUCGAAUGUGCAACCUCAGCGAACCGUUAAGAAGCAUGAUCGAUAGCAAGAAGUACAAAACCAUGGAUGUUAUCGGAUAUUUGAAAUCAAUAUUAGAAGAUGCUAAACCUUAUGCUCGCAUGAAGCUUAUGAUUGUUGGCAUUGAAGGAAUUGGGAAAACAUCAUUAUUAGAACAGUUAAGAAUUGAAGGCACUGGCAGUUAUCGAAAGAAGCCACCUGAGCACUGGGCUAAAAGAACAGGCAACAAGAAUAUAAAUCUUAAAACAGCAAAAGGUAUAAACAUAUCUACCGUGGGAGUUGAUGUGGGUGAUUGGGUGUACGAGAAAAAAAUUCGAGGACAAUCUAGUUAUGGUCCUGUCGUUUUCAGAACAUGGGAUUUUGGAGGCCAAAAAGAAUACUAUGCAACCCAUCAAUAUUUCCUGUCUAAAAGAUCUUUAUAUCUAGUCGUGUGGCGUAUAAUUGAUGGUGAAAGAGGUGUUGAUGGUAUAUUGCAGUGGUUAGUCAAUAUACAGGCCCGUGCUCCUAAUGCUCCAGUAAUAAUCAUCGGAACUCAUUACGAUCUCGUAAAAGAACGCUUUCCACCUUCAUACUCUGAAGAUUUGCAGCAGAUGAUUCGUGAUAGAUUCAUCAAUGUUGUUGAUGCAGAUAAAUGCGGCUUGCCUCGAGUCAUAGAUACUAUAGAAAUAAGCUGCAAAACUAGGCAUAAUAUCAAGCUUCUAUGCAAUCUCAUAUAUGAUACAGUUUUUGAAUUGAAAUGCCCAGGAAGCAAAGAAAGACUGCUGGAGCAAAAAAUUCCUGCAACUUAUUUAGCUUUAGAAGAUGUAGUCGGUAUCCUUGCUGUUGAUAGACAUAUACAAGGGAAAGAUCCUGUAUUAAGGGCUGAAGCAUAUAGGAAUUUGGUUAUGCACGAAAUGAUGCAAAGGUAUAACAUCGCCUUCCGAGAUCUCUCGGAACUGAAUCAGGCCUCCACCUUCCUACAUGAAAAUGGAAUACUUUUGCAUUAUGAAGAUGCAACUUUGAAAGACCUUUACUUCUUGGACCCACAGUGGUUAUGCGACAUGUUGGCGCAUGUAGUUACCAUCAGGGAGAUUAAUCCCUUUGCCAGAAAUGGUAUCAUGAAAAUAGAAGAUCUGAAACAUGUUUUUAAAUCGUCUCAAUUUGCUCCAUCUGAUGCACAAACUUAUAUAUUAAAUUUACUGAAUAAAUUUGAAGUGGCAUUAACUUGGGACAAUCGUACUAUCAUCAUCCCUUCACUUUUACCCUCUGAAGAGCAGUUAAGAGCUGGUUUUCCUGGCUGUGAUGUGAGGGUUCCAGUGAGAUCACGAGUCUGGGCCAUGCGUAAAAGUUAUGGAAACAGAUAUUCUGUUGGCAAUACACCCUUGACGUUGAAAUUAACUACAACUGAAAAAAGACCUCAGCGUCCAGUCAGUGACGUCCCUCUUACAGCAGAAAGCAUUAGUUCUCCCAAAGUGACCGACCCCUUAGAAAAAGAUUCUGAAAAUCCUGGCAUAACUUGUUAUGUCCGUCACAAGACGCAGAUUGAAAAUGUAAUUCGACGUUUACUUCUAAUGUCGUACUUUCCAAGUGGCUUCUGGUCAAGACUGAUGACAAGGAUGCUAGCCGAUGAUAUUGUUGUAGAAAUCAUCCGCUCUUACUUCCUACUUCCUAAAGAUGUAGAUAUGGAUCCAUUACUUGCCGCUGUGUUCAACCGACGAGCCGAAUGGAUUUGUUGGCAGACAGGCAUGGAGCUCAGGUAUCUAGAUACCACUCUGUUUCGUAUGAAGGAGCAUUUAAGCCACCUGAACAACGCUCCUUUUGAGUAUCGCCAGAUGAAGUUCUUUGUUCAGCAAGAAGGAAGCUGGAGUGACAUAGAGAUAAUGAAUUCUGCUAUUCUGGAGAUUAUCUUGCCGAAUCAGACCGUCGUUAUUCAGAUUCCGAAAGUUGAUUCUGAAGGUAUUGUGAUUGCUUAUGAUAAUGUAGAGCUUCAACCUAACCCGGAAUGCGUUGCAAAACUGCUUUCUGUUUCGGUGGAUCACAUUGAUACACUUCUAGAAGACUGGUAUCCAACGUUGGGAACUCGAUUUGUACAUACCUCUGAAGGAAAAUUUCUAGUGACUCGACUUGUGCCAUGCACUCAGUGCAUUGUUGCUCAUGUCAAAGAGGAAACUGGCUGCUCUGAUAGAGGUCACUUUUCUGUGACUGACCAUGCUUGGGAACCAGGCCUUUGGCAUGGAGAUCCACCAUGGAAGACGGGGCUAGACUCCUGUUCAUCUCGAAAUUUAUCCAUGGGUAGCAGUGGCAAGCUUUCGUAUUCGCCUAAUCUCGCUCAGAAAAAUAGAGGCUCACGCAGCAGCACAAUGUCUCAUGAUAGUGAUAGUGGAGUAGGACCUGACAGCAAUAGCUCUAGUCGUAAACCUUCUACUGAAAGUCGACCGGAGGGUGAAUUGGCAUCCAGUAUGGAAAAUAAUAUGUGCAUUGAAUCUUUACCUGAAACUGUUAUAUAUAGUUUUAUGGUUGAAGAAUGCAUUUUGACUGCAUAUGAACAAAGAAUGCUUCAGUGUCCUUUACAUGGAAAUCAGUCAUUACUGCAAAUAGCUCCAGAUACAAUUUUUGUUGAUCUUGGAGAACGUUAUUUGAUCCCACCUGAUUCUGUGCGACGAGGAAAAAUGCUUGGAAGAGGAGCAUUUGGAUUUGUGUUCAAAGCCAAUAUUAAGCAAAGAGGUUGUAACACUUACACUGAAGUAGCAAUGAAAAUGUUGCAACCUGUUGAUCCAGGAUUUGGUGCCAAGCAGUCAGAUACUGCAGCAUACAAAGCCGCCUGGAAUAAGUGGCAGCGCGAUCCUUUACAAUAUGCUUGCAAGGCUUAUUGCACAGCACGCCAAGAACUGAAUAUUUUGUUAUCUUUACGCCAUCAGAAUAUAGUUCCUCUAGUUGGAGUCUGUACUAGACCCUUAGCCCUAGUCCUUCAGCUGGCACCUAUGGGAGCCUUGGAUUCUAUUUUAAAGAAUUAUAGGCGAUCAGGGGCUAAGCUAAAUGUUUAUGUUUUACAGAGAAUUGUUUUUCAGAUUGCCAAAGCAUUAGAAUAUCUGCAUCAACAACAUAUUAUCUAUCGUGAUCUAAAAUCUGAAAAUGUGCUUGUUUGGGAACUUCCUCCUCCAUUCCAUCCGUCUACUCCCAUUCCACCGGUGGAAACAAAGUUAGCUGAUUAUGGAAUCAGUAGAUCCACUUUGCCUACUGGUACUAAAGGCUUUGGUGGCACGGAAGGCUUCAUGGCACCCGAAAUCAUGCGUUACAAUGGUGAAGAAGAAUACACAGAAAAGGUUGACUGUUUCUCAUUUGGCAUGUUCAUGUACGAGCUAAUUACUCUUCAUCAACCAUUUGAAGGCCAAGAAUGCGUGAAAGAUCAUAUCUUAGAUGGUGGACGACCUUCGGUGACAAAACGGGAUAUGGCUUAUCCAACAUAUCUCUUGGACUUGAUGACGCUGUGUUGGGCACAACAUCCAAAAGAUCGACCUUCAGCUAGUCAAAUAGUUUCAAUUGCACAGGCCCCAGAACUCACACAUUUGGUGGAUGUGGCAUCUCUGCAUGAUCAGAUGGCAGUGCUAAGUGCAUGCGUUACGACUUUGCCUCCUAAAAAUGAUGAGCAAAGUGCACAAGAUACUCAGUGGGAGCUAUGGUUUAGUCGGUUAGGAAAGCAGAUGGACAUACUGACCUGCAGUAAAAAGUCAUGGCUUGAAUAUAAGACCUUGACAUUGGAAACUGUCACUGUCACAUGUUUGUGUGUUGUUGGAGACGACUUGUGGCUGGGAGAUUCCAAGGCACGAAUUCACAUUUAUAAUAUUGCAGAUCACACAAUGACCACCUCCUUUUCUGUGGACCCUUAUGCUCCCACAGUGUCAGCUAUUAGAAGCAUGUGCACAUUGCCUGGACAGAAUGGUGUUGCUAUGGCAACAAGUGGAGGCCAGCUGUGGCUUUGUUGCAUGAAUAGUCCAGAAGUAGAGGAGGCUGUAGAAGAUGCUGAAGAACAUGAUUCUUCACAUUAUAACAUUGAAGAGCUUGUGAAUAGCGGAGGAUCCAUCUUUUGUAUUACUGCCAUUGAUUUAGGGGAUAAGAAAUGUGAGUUGUGGUGUGGGCAAACACAGGGAAAGAUAUCUAUAUAUUCCACUGUUGAUUCUACAGUUACAAACCAGGAAAUCGUGUACCAUUAUGAUCCUAUUGUGGACAACUUGGAUGUUUAUCAGUUAGUUGGAGGAUUUUGUGACAAACCAAUUGUUUGGUCUUAUGUUUAUCCAGGCUGUGUCGCAUAUCAGUGGGAUACUGCUAAUAGAACGAUUUUGCACAAAUUAGACUGCUCAAAACUUGCACCUUGUUCAGAAAGUCUCAUGUCUAUCAGUAUUGAAGAACAUUUGAGCCCUGGGCGAUGUCAAGUGACUGCCAUGGCCAGUGUUGGUAGUGACUUGUACAUAGGUACAACGUGGGGGUGUAUUGUGGUUGCUGAAGGAACAACCAUGCGACCCAUCACGGUUUUCCGCCCCUUUGAAGAAGAGGUAAAAGCCAUCCUACCCCUCCUCAGCAGAAGACCACCUGACAGUAAAGACCAGUCCUCUUCUCAAAACAAUGCCGAUUAUAUUCCUUACAUAGCAACUGUUGGCAAAGGUUACAGAAACCUUAUUGGACGGUAUAUAUCCAUCAAUGCACCUGCACUGCUCCAAGAUAACAUGUUCUUGUUACUCUGGAGAGCGGAUAAUUGGGCUUCUGCAUAAGUAAUAACUUUGCAGAAAUCAACAUCACACGAGGCAUUUUACUUUUCAUGAAAUGUGAUAUGUACAUUUGAAUAUAUAUAACUUGUAAAUAUUAUCCUAAACUUUGUAAAUAGUAUAAAUUGUAAAUAUUUUCUGUGUAUGUUUUCGUCUGAAGAUUAACUUAUGUUGUUCUUUCUUAUGUUUCAUCUCAAAAUGACUAAUCACAAGUUAUUUUUUGAUCACUAAAUGAAUCUUGUUUUAUAAUAGUUUAGACUCGAAGAACUAAUAAGGAAAUAUCAUUUCCUCAUACGUAAGAAAUGCAAUUGAUAGAUAUGUAUAUGCUGUAAAAAAGAAGCAAAAGAAAGAAAAUCUAGUCAAUUUUAAAUGUUACUAAAUAAUCAGUAAUUGAAAAUUUGCUUAAGAAAGCUAGAACUAUUUGUAGUAAAGUUUGAAAAAAUACACUGGAAGUAUGUGAAAUCUACAGAAUCAUUAAUUAUAUAAAUCUAAAAAAAAAAAUGUGAAUAAUAGUAUAUUUUUGUCCUUUAACAAUGACAGAAUUAUAUGACAGUUGUUCUAUAAAUAUUAAUAUUGUUUUCAAUAUAUUUUGAUUGAAUAAUAUCUUAGUUUGAAACGACGUAACUGGUAAUUGAGAAAUAUUACUAUAUUCAAUCUAAUCAGCAAAAUCUUCACAGAAGAUUUUCUUAUCCAUUGCAUUAGAGCAUUCUUGAAUAACAGAGAAAAAUAUGUUUAUAAACAUAUAGCUAACGGAUAUUAUUCUUGUGUAAAUAACAUAAACUGCAUAAAAUACUUUAAAAAUUUGAGGUGUACUUGCAAAUAAAAUGAAGAAUACACGUAUAUUUUGCAGGAAAUUCUAUAUUCCACCUUCAAUUUCAGAAGUGACUUUUAAAAAGUAUCUUUAUAUUAUGAUAAAAGAUCUAAAUUAUUAACAUAUACAUUUUCUUAAAUACAAUAAAAUUUAAGUGAUGAAGCAUUUUUGUUUUCUCUUAGCGCUAUUUUUUGAUCAAGAUGCUAAAAAUUUACAAAAUUAUUAUGCUCCUUGAUUGCUACAAAUUAUCUACAGAUUAAAAAGGGUUUGAAAAAAAUCUCAUGUUAUGUUAUUAUCUUUUUUUUUUUUCUUUUUUUUUUUACUGUUUUUACCUUGUAUUAAACUGUUACUUUUUUCUCAAAUAGCCAUAUCUUGUUAACACAUUGUAUUUUUAAAUUAUUUCACCUUUAAUAUAUAGUAAUCAUAGCGGAAAUUCAAUAGCUGGUAAUUUCAUAGAUAGUUUGAAGUUUUAUGCAAAAUUUACAUAUUAGUUUCUUUUUAAUUUUAUUGGCUAUAGUCAAUUUCAUAUUUUAUUAGUAGAUUUCUUGUGUAAGUUUUGAAUGUUUAGCCAUAGACAACGAUUUUAUUAAACAAUAGAUCAGAGUUCAAUGUAAUAUUACUUUUAAAACUUGCUAGUUUUUCGAUUUGUGUGUUUUAGUCAUAGAUCACGUUUUUAUUCAAGUUAUACACAGGUUAUAGGUUUACUAACUGUCAAUAUUUUUAACAAUUUUUGAAUCAUUUUU